AUGCGUUGUGGACCCCUGUGCCGAUUCCUGUGGCUUUGGCCCUAUCUGUCCUACAUUGAAGCUGUGCCCAUCCGAAAAGUCCAGGAUGACACCAAAACCCUCAUCAAGACGAUUGUCACCAGGAUCAAUGACAUAUCACACACGCAGUCCGUCUCCUCCAAACAGAGGGUCACUGGUUUGGACUUCAUCCCUGGGCUCCUCCCUGUCCUGAGUUUGUCCAAGAUGGACCAGACAUUGGCGAUCUACCAACAGAUCCUCACCAGUCUGCCUUCCAGAAAUGUGAUCCAAAUAUCUAAUGACCUGGAGAACCUCCGGGACCUUCUCCACCUGCUGGCCUCCUCCAAGAGCUGCCCCUUGCCCCAGGCCAGAGCCCUGGAGACCUUGGAGAGCCUGGGCGGCGUCCUGGAAGCCUCCCUCUACUCCACGGAGGUGGUGGCCCUGAGCAGGCUGCAGGGGUCUCUGCAGGACAUGCUGCGGCAGCUGGACCUCAGCCCUGGGUGCUGA
Messenger RNA from Balaenoptera acutorostrata (minke whale), 504 nucleotides. It is a transcript of the gene LEP, whose product is annotated as leptin. Bases 1 to 504 code for a protein of 167 amino acids. The transcript is spliced from 2 exons. NCBI's taxonomy places the organism in Eukaryota, Metazoa, Chordata, Mammalia, Artiodactyla, Balaenopteridae. Gene Ontology annotation, cellular component: extracellular region. Gene Ontology annotation, molecular function: peptide hormone receptor binding; hormone activity. The record is from RefSeq and is a predicted model, not a curated record. Gene Ontology annotation, biological process: lipid metabolic process; tyrosine phosphorylation of STAT protein; positive regulation of TOR signaling.